UUUUGCUUGCACGCUUUAGGCUUCUAGGUCUAUGGGAUGCGCGGAUGUCCCGUCCAGGGCUCAAAUUUUUACUAAUCCGUGAUGGAGACAUGAAGUCUUACAUGUAGUCGCCGCAUUCUGUCAAAUUUGGAAUUGAUCGGGGCCGGGCUGUAAAAUCGUUUUGGCGCAUCAAUCCAUCCUGCUGCCGCCACCAUGCUGGAUCUCGAGUUUCCUGGUUCGGGUUGGGCAACUCGCGAUAACGCCACCAUUGCCUUCGGCUGUAUCAUAGCCUACAGUGUGAUCCGGACCAUCUACUUGGUUUGGUUUCAUCCUUUAGCAAAAUAUCCUGGACCCAAGAUUGCUGCAGUUUCCAACGUCUGGUAUGGAUACCAAUGGCUGUCCGGUCGCUAUCCAUGGGCGAUGCAACGAGCCUUCAAAGAUUAUGGCGAUGUUGUUAGAAUUGCACCCAACGAGCUGGUCUUCAUAACUCCCAAAGCCUAUACAGACAUCUACACCAGCAGCAUCAAUGGACGGCCUGGCUUUGUCAAGUCUGAUAUGCUUGACACCGGGGACAAGUACGAGGGCUUAGCUUCGGAAAGAGAUAUCGACAAGCACCGGGCUGCCCGCAAGCAACUGGCUCCUGCAUUUAGUCCCCGGUCUUUAAAGCAGUACGAACCCAUCAUUCAUGCCGACGUGGAUGAGUUUGUCGAAGUGCUCAAGAACUCACCUGCGACUGAAGCGGGGGUUGACAUUGCUCCAUGGUUUGAAAGAGCCACAUGUGAUCUUGGUGGCUCGAUCACACUCGGCCACAAUUUCAAAAACAUUCAAUCUGGCCAAAACCACCCUAUCUUAGAGUCACUGUUGCGCAUUGGUCACUGGGCCACGUUCCGCAACGUCAUGCGUCGCUUUCCCCUGCUCUAUCCAUUGUCUUAUGUCUUCCUGCCGCCAAAAGUGGCGUUCAGCUACUUCAGAGCUCACUCGACUAGUAAGAAGCUCAUCAGAACUCGUGUGGAGGAGCGUCACGACCGCAAGGACUUGGACUACAUGACCCAAUUUCUGAAGAACGAGGAGGCGCUCCCGCCAGAUGGUUUCCUCGUGUCUCAAGCCGGCCAUCUCAUUCUUGAUCAUUACGAAUCUUCGAGUGUUUUGACAGCGGGUAUGUGUUUCUUGACAACGAACGAUGAGGUCAUGAAAAAGCUACAGAACGAAUUGAGAACGACUUUUAAGUCGUAUGAAGAUAUUACGGAGGAUAAGCUUCAAGAUCUGCCCUGGCUCAAUGCUACUAUUGAGGAAGUUAUUCGACUUCACACGAAUGUUCCUUACGGACUUCCAAGAAUCAGUCCUGGCCACACUGUUGAUGGGAACUACGUGGCAAAAGGCGUCGUCGUUUCGUCCUGCGCAUAUGCUACAACUCACUCGGAGAAGUACUUCAGCAAGCCGUACGAGUUCAAGCCUCAGAGAUGGCUUCCUAAAGAUCAUGCAGAGUAUGAUCAUGUCUUUGAUGGUGAUGACCGAGCUGCAUUUAGGCCCUUUAGUGUCGGAUCUCGCAACUGCCUUGGCCAAGCCAUGGCCUACCUGGUGCUUCGCAUCAUGUUCGCAAAACUUUGCUGGAAGUUCCAGUGGGAGCUCUUGAACAAGAAUGAGAUGGACUGGGAUCGGGAUCUGCGACUCUACAUCGUAUGGCAAAAGCCAAAGGUGCACGUUCGCAUUACUCCUUUCGAGCGAAAGGUGUGAUGAGAGACAUUGCUAAGUCUUCCACACGGCUCUAUCCAUGUACUAAGAUAAUCUAAGUACCAGUUGAGCUUUAGCCGAAAUGCAACAGUUCAAUGUAUGUAGAUAGGGUACUUGUAUUGGAUGAGUUUUAUCAAUUUCUCUUCGAAAAUAUCGAAAUGGGAACCGAUGACGACGAAGGCGAUGAUCUUGCGAUAAUGGCUGCCGCUCCUCGUGAUAUCCGGAUCUCUCCCUCUUUCUG
This is a messenger RNA of Colletotrichum scovillei, 1951 nucleotides long. RefSeq names its product cytochrome P450. Gene Ontology annotation, molecular function: oxidoreductase activity, acting on paired donors, with incorporation or reduction of molecular oxygen; heme binding; iron ion binding. Lineage: Eukaryota; Fungi; Ascomycota; Sordariomycetes; Glomerellales; Glomerellaceae. The record is from RefSeq and is a predicted model, not a curated record. Bases 193 to 1713 code for a protein of 506 amino acids. The transcript is spliced from 7 exons.